This is a messenger RNA of Galeopterus variegatus (Sunda flying lemur), 5580 nucleotides long. Its product is annotated as ephrin type-A receptor 7. Gene Ontology annotation, molecular function: transmembrane-ephrin receptor activity; ATP binding; protein binding. Gene Ontology annotation, biological process: axon guidance; protein phosphorylation. The record is from RefSeq and is a predicted model, not a curated record. The transcript is spliced from 14 exons. The coding region runs from base 327 to 2144 and encodes 605 amino acids. Gene Ontology annotation, cellular component: neuron projection. NCBI's taxonomy places the organism in Eukaryota, Metazoa, Chordata, Mammalia, Dermoptera, Cynocephalidae.
GCCGUGGAUUCUACAAAUCUUCCUCUCAAGAUCUUCAGUGCUCUCGGUGUCCAACUCACAGUUCCUCUGAUAAAGAAGGCUCCUCAAGAUGUGAAUGUGAAGAUGGGUAUUACAGGGCUCCAUCUGACCCACCGUAUGUUGCCUGCACAAGGCCUCCAUCUGCACCACAGAACCUCAUUUUCAACAUCAACCAAACCACAGUAAGUUUGGAAUGGAGUCCUCCUGCUGACAAUGGGGGAAGAAAUGAUGUGACCUACAGAAUAUUGUGUAAGCGGUGCAGUUGGGAGCAGGGCGAGUGUGUUCCCUGUGGGAGUAACAUUGGAUACAUGCCCCAGCAGACUGGAUUAGAGGAUAACUAUGUCACUGUCAUGGACCUGCUAGCCCACGCUAAUUAUACUUUUGAAGUUGAAGCUGUAAAUGGAGUUUCUGACUUAAGCCGAUCCCAGAGGCUCUUUGCCGCUGUCAGUAUCACCACUGGUCAAGCAGCUCCCUCGCAAGUGAGCGGAGUAAUGAAGGAGAGAGUGCUGCAGCGGAGUGUCGAGCUUUCCUGGCAGGAACCAGAGCAUCCCAAUGGAGUCAUCACAGAAUAUGAAAUCAAGUAUUACGAGAAAGAUCAAAGGGAACGGACUUACUCAACAGUAAAAACCAAGUCCACUUCUGCCUCCAUUAAUAAUUUGAAACCAGGAACAGUGUAUGUUUUCCAGAUUCGGGCUUUUACUGCUGCUGGUUAUGGAAAUUACAGUCCCAGACUUGAUGUUGCUACACUAGAGGAAGCUACAGCUACAGCCGUCUCAAGUGAACAAAAUCCUGUUAUUAUAAUCGCUGUGGUUGCUGUGGCCGGGACCAUAAUUUUGGUGUUCAUGGUCUUUGGCUUCAUCAUUGGAAGAAGGCACUGUGGUUAUAGCAAAGCUGACCAAGAAGGGGAUGAAGAACUUUACUUUCAUUUUAAAUUUCCAGGCACCAAAACCUACAUUGACCCUGAAACCUAUGAGGACCCAAAUAGAGCUGUCCAUCAAUUCGCCAAGGAGCUAGAUGCCUCUUGUAUUAAAAUUGAGCGUGUGAUUGGUGCAGGAGAAUUUGGAGAAGUCUGCAGUGGUCGUUUGAAACUUCCAGGGAAAAGAGAUGUUGCGGUAGCCAUCAAAACUCUGAAAGUUGGUUACACAGAAAAACAAAGGAGAGACUUUCUGUGUGAAGCAAGCAUCAUGGGGCAGUUUGACCACCCAAAUGUUGUCCAUUUGGAAGGGGUUGUUACAAGAGGGAAACCAGUUAUGAUUAUAAUAGAAUUCAUGGAAAAUGGAGCCCUAGAUGCAUUUCUCAGAAAACAUGAUGGGCAAUUUACAGUCAUUCAGUUAGUAGGAAUGCUGAGAGGAAUUGCUGCUGGAAUGAGAUAUUUGGCCGAUAUGGGAUAUGUUCACAGGGACCUUGCAGCUCGAAAUAUUCUUGUCAACAGCAAUCUUGUUUGUAAGGUGUCAGAUUUCGGCCUGUCCCGAGUUAUAGAGGAUGAUCCAGAAGCUGUCUAUACAACUACUGGUGGGAAAAUUCCUGUAAGGUGGACAGCACCUGAAGCUAUCCAAUACCGGAAAUUCACGUCAGCCAGUGAUGUAUGGAGCUAUGGAAUAGUCAUGUGGGAAGUUAUGUCUUAUGGAGAAAGACCUUACUGGGACAUGUCAAAUCAAGAUGUUAUAAAAGCAAUAGAAGAAGGUUAUCGCUUACCAGCACCCAUGGACUGCCCAGCUGGUCUUCACCAGCUAAUGCUGGAUUGUUGGCAAAAGGAGCGUGCUGAAAGGCCAAAGUUUGAACAGAUAGUCGGAAUUCUAGACAAAAUGAUUCGAAACCCAAAUAGCCUGAAAACACCCCUGGGAACUUGUAGUAGGCCAAUAAGCCCUCUUCUGGAUCAAAACGCUCCUGACUUCACUGCCUUCUGUUCAGUUGGAGAAUGGCUACAAGCUAUUAAGAUGGAAAGAUACAAAGAUAACUUCACAGCAGCUGGCUACAACUCCCUUGAGUCAGUGGCCAGGAUGACUAUUGAGGAUGUGAUGAGUUUAGGGAUCACGCUGGUUGGCCAUCAAAAGAAAAUCAUGAGCAGCAUUCAGACUAUGAGGGCACAAAUGCUACAUUUACAUGGAACUGGCAUUCAAGUGUGAUAAGCAUUUCUCCCUUCUAAGGGAGAUUGCGGACUGUAAGUGAACAGUACUGGCCUUCAGUAUAUGCAUAGAAUGCUGCUAGAAGACAGUUGAUGUCCUGGGUCCUUUCUACAAGUGAAGAGAAGAUUUAAGAAGCACCUAUAGACUUGAACUCCUAAGUGCCACCAGAAUAUAUAAAAAGGGAAUUUAGGAUCCACCACUGGUGGCCAGAAAAACAGCAGUGACAAUAAACAAAGUACUACCUGAAAAACAUCCAAACACCUUGAGCUCUCUAACCUCCUUUUUAUCUUAUAGACUUUUUAAAGUGUACAUAAAAAAUUUAAGAGAGAAUAUAUUUGUCAAAUAAAAUCAUGAUCUAAUUGUUAAAAUCAAUGAAAUAUUUUCCUUAAAUAUGUGAUUUCAGACUAUUCAUUUAAAAAAUCAUUUGUGUUUAUUCUUCAUAAGGACUUUGUUUUAGAAAGUUGUUUAUAACUUUGGACCUUUUUAGUGUUAAAUCUAUUACACAUUACUACACUGGGUACCUUUGAAGGAAGCUCAAAUUUUAAAAAAUCAUAGCAUGAUUGAAGAUAUAUCUCUGUCAGAACAUUGGUAUCCUUUCUGUGCCAUUUUAUUUUGCUUAAUCUGUGUUGUUUGAUAUUGUUUGCUAAUUGGCAGGUCGUCAAGAAAAUGCAAGUUGCCAAGAGCUCUGAUAUUUUUUAAAAGGAAAUUUUUUUUGUAAAGAUAAAACAACACAUUAUCUUUUCAAUGAAAAAAAGCAAUAAUGAUCCAUAAAUACUAUAAGGCACUUUUAACAGAUUGUUUGUAGAGUGAUUUUACUAGAUAGAAUUUAAUGAUAAAAAAAAAUACUCAAAUUUUAGGUUUGUGACUAUUUAGUAAAAAAGAUGAGGCACCUCAUCUGAAGAAAGCUGGUGUAGGCAAGUCUCUGAAAGCAAGAACUCUCCAGUGUUACCUAAAAUUUAAUCUGAGCACAUCAAGAUUUUUUCAGUCUUGUGACAUUAGGAAAUUUAGGAGUAAUAGUUGACCUAUAUUUUUUAUCCUCUUCUGUUGAAUGCAGUCCAAACAUGAAAGGAAAGAAUCAAGUUUUAUGUUAGAACUCUGAAGCAUGAUAAAAAGGGGCAGUUCACAAUUUUCAUCAUUCGAAAACAAAUUUGCUGCACAGAAUAUCACCUUUGCAGUUAAAGCAAAGCAAAACAAAACAAAAAAAGUCUUUUAUUUGUGAACACUGAUGCAAGAAACUUUUUAAAUGAAAGAAUUUUUUUUGCCCUUAUAAGGAAGAGGUGAAGGAUCUGGCUUUUUUUCUUAUGCUUUAUUUAUUAAACCAUAUUAUUUGAUUACUUUAUUAGAAUUUCAUAAGCAAUAAUUAAAUGUGUCUUUAUAGAUAUUACAGGAAUGUAUACAUAUUAUAAGUAAUGAUUUCAAAAGUUAUGAAAAUCAUGAGCCACCCCAGAAUUGAACUGUUGUACUUCCAAAGAGAAUUGGGUUGUUUAUAAUGAUUUUAAUACAGAAAGAUCCCAGGGAUCGGUCAUAAUUGGUCUUGUUUGAUAAUGUGGGCAUCCACAAACAAACAAAUAACAGAAACAAAAUCUGUAAAUGUUCUUUUGUAAAACUUGUAAAUUUUAUUUAUACUGUCUUGUUUUGUACACACAUUUCUCUGUAGUGGGCUCUGAAUACAUUGAAAAUGCACUAUAUUUUUCUAUUUUACUUGCAGAGCAUCACAAAAGAACAGGUAUUUUCAGUGCUACAUAAUGUGUUUUCCCACAUUUAGGACCAAAGAUGGCUAUAGAAAAACUCAAAUGGAUUGCUUCCCAAACCCCUCCCCACCCUUUUUUUUUUUUUCUUUUAAAUCACUGUACAGUGUUAUUUGAUAUUUUAAUUUAUUUUUUGAUUGACUAGAAAAAUCAUUUUAAUUUCACUAAAGUGUUUUUUGUCCCUAAGGAAAAGUAAUCUGUAAAAAUAAUUUUAAUUAGCAUAAUACAGUCACCUAGACACUUCCAUUUGUAAUCUUUGUAAUAGACUGUAAAUAUAUUUUUGGAACUAUAACACAAUGUGCUUGAGGGUUAUUUUUCAGUGUCUGCAGUGUAUACAAGUGUUUAUACUCAGUACAGCACUUUACAAUUCUAAUCAGUAGCAUUGGCCUUUGUGAGAAUGAGUGAAAGAGUUGAGUGAGUGUUCUUAAUUCCGUUUGGAUUCUAGACUCACUAAUAAUGAAGUUCUUUUCUUGUUCAUAGCUUAAGGUGCUUAUUUUUUCUAUUAAAAUUAAAUUAACAAAAAGCCAUUCUAGAAAUAGAAGACAUAGUAUGGUACAUGCAAACGGUGUCUUUCCUGCUUUUUUCUAGCACUAGAUUUAUAGUUGAGUCGUCUUUCUUGAGUAGAAGGGCAGAAUAAAGUUUUUUUGAGUUUUUUUUUCAAAAAUAACUUUUUCUUCAGCAAUAUACCUCAUCUGCCUUAAAUUUUUUACAGCUCUUUACAGGGAAAGGGGAGAAGGGAUGGGAAAGACACACAGCACAAUAGGAAGUGUAUGACUACAUCACUCUCAUUUGUAGGUUUCUUUUCCCGAUCAACUUUAUGAUUUUGAUUCAUGUAUGUGAAACAAAUAUUAAGAGAAAAAGAAUUAACAUUGUAAUGCUGAUUGUAAAAUUCUCUUCCAGAAAGAGAUGAGAUGGUAUAAUGAUAAGAAUGUACAAUUUGCACCUUGAAAUCUUUUUUUUUGAUAAAUUAGUGCUCAGGGGAGGAAAAGUAGAGAAAGUGAACGUCGAAAAUAGAAUUCCAAAAUUAUAAAAAUGCAAAGGAAAUGGCCUCCUUUCUUUAACAGAGCCACCUUUUUUAGAAUGCUGUCUUCACACUUGACCUGUGUUUUGCAUUCAGUACUGAAAUAAAAGGAACUUUUAUUACAUCUGAAUCUAACAUUUUCUCAGCAAUUGAUCUGGGCCUUGUUUACUAGAACUGGUGGUUUAUGCUUGUCAGAGCACUAUUAGUUGAAUCAUAUUGUAUACUUAUGUAAUCUACAUUAGCUAGUACUGUUUAGGAAUAUAUUUUAAUUGCUCUUCUUAUCCGUGUUUCUAAGACAAUUAAAAUGGUGUAAUACACCUCUCUCUUUUAUUUAGGUAAUGCUGAUAUUCUCCUUUUUGUUUCCUGAGUAGCCUAGAACUGUGCUACUCGCUGAUGUGCAUGUACAAAUAAAUUACUGAUGUGUAUUUUUUUGCUAUAUGUGGAGAAAUCAUGGGGAACUUGGGGCGAGAUGUGCUUUUUGUUGGUUGAAUUUGUCCCUCCUUGCCUAAGAAUUACUACAGGGGUCAUCAUUUUAUAAGGACAAACUGCUUUUGAAACAGUGUCUUCAAUGUAUCAAGCACAAAUAACUCUUUCUUCAACACGAAUCUUAAGUCUCUUUCUACCAGCUUAAAAAAAUAAAUGAGUCUAUUAGACAAUGUAAAGAAAA